GCCAUGUACGGACACAACCCUCCUGGCCACCGCCCUGCCGCCGCCGGCGGUGGCAGCGGUCGAGGUGGGGCAGUGCCGCCACUACAAGCACUACCUCCGACUCCUAAUUAUUUCAUCCAGAACGUAAAUCCCUACUUCCAAAAUCCUACUUUCCAGGCCAACCUCGGCCUCCCAUACCUCCAAAACCCUACUUUGCCAACGCAAAACCCUACUUUGCCAUUGCAAAACCCUAAUUUGCCAAUGCAAAACGCUAGUUUUCCAUUACAAAACCCUAGUUUUGCAAUCCAAAACACUAAUUUCACGGGGUUCAGGCCUCAACCCCCAAAGCGGAACAAAGAGGCUUUGGACAGGGUCGACGGCGCCGUUGUCAAGGCUCGCCGAGACGUUAUUGCCGCCGGUGAAAGCGUGUCGGCGUGGAAGGUGUCUCAAUCAGCGUUGUUGGCGCUACAGGUUGAUUCCUGGGAAUCGUUGGGGUUUCCGAUGCAGGAGGUUCCGUCUCUUCACAGCCUUAUAGUCAUAGAGGGAAAGAUCAAUUCAUUUAUCCACUGCUUUGUUGGGGUUCGAAGAAUUACUUCAUUGUAUGAUUUGGAAAUGGCAAUCUGCAAGAAUGAGGGGGUUGAGCAGUUUGAAGAUCUUGAAUUGGGUCCUUUGGUACGGCAUCCACUUAUCAUGCAUUAUUUUUCGAUCAGUUCUGAUGCAUCAGGAGUAUUUAAGAUAACUAGCGCAGAGAUAAUAUCUUGUCUUGAUGAGUUUAUGGAAGCUUGCAAAGAUAAACAUAUUAUUAUUGAAGAAUUCCUGGAGUACAUUGCCAAGAAGCGAUCCCUCACAGGGAGGGAAAGGCUUGGUGUGCGAAUUCAAAGCUUGGGGAUGCAUAUUAGUUUCAUCCGUGAAGCUAGGAAGCUAGAACAUGUGACUUUAAAGAAGAGUCAAGGGUCACUUAAACAGAUUCCUGAUAAGAAAAUCAGGGAACACCCUCUUCGGUCUUCAGAGAAAAAGAAGUUAGAUGAACGCUUCAGUGCCAUGUCCCAGCGUGUCAAGUCAUUUGCCUCAGCACACGACGAUUUUGGUGGUAAACACACAAUAUUUGUUUCAUCAUGUUCAGAGGAGGAUGGUAGUGAUGAUCAUAAAUAUGAAGAGAGUGAGGAAGACAUUGAUGGGUGCAGCAAUAGCAAGUUUUCAUCACCAAAUUCCAAAACUCGUGACAGAGUGAGUAGCUGCCCCUACCCAUCAGCAAUUGAAGAGAUGACCCGACUUGGAUUGAAAGGUGAAACAGAGGGAAACCCUUCUGCUAGUGGCAGUUCAAUGCACAGUGAGAAUACUGGGCCCUUUAAAAGGAAAAGAAAGUCCAGCAACCGAAGUUGCACUGUUUCAAAAUACCUCAAAUUGCCUAAAAGAAAUAAAUUAGAACUAGUUCCUCUUUCAGUGGACCAUGAGAAUGAGAAAAAGGAGCUUAACAAUCUGAAUGAAGCGGAUUUUUUGCUUGCUAAUGAUUCUAUGAGGAUGUUCAUCACAACCUGGAAGGAGGCAUGUCGAGAGCACACCAUAGCUGAGGUUCUUGAGAGGAUGCUUCAGUUCCACGGCACACAAACUAAACAAAGAAAGAUAAUGAAAUCAAUGCUUUCAUCUUACCCAUUUGUUGGGUUGCUAAAUGUUGCUGUGACAUCUAUUAAAAGUGGAAUGUGGGAUAGCAUCUAUGAUACUUUCCAAGCCAUCAGUCAAGAUGAAUUAACUAACAAACUUCCUGAUAAGCAUUCUGAAUAUGAAAGCAUAGAUGUUGAGCCAAGCGAAAAUGAUACAGUUGCCAUCACUGACUGCAUUUUGGAACAUAGACACAGUGUCACUGUUGAAGAUGUUAUGAGGAAUUUAGUUACAUUUUUUGAGCUUGAUCAUGAUAUUUCACACAGUGGAAAAUCACCGCUUGAAAAGAAGUUUCUCCUCUUGAGGCAGCUUUCGAAUUGUGAGUUUUGGCUUGCAGAAAAAUUUUCUGUUAAGGAAUUUAAGUCCCUUGGUUUCGGAGAUUUUUUCACAUUCCUAGAAAAACAUGCCUCUAUACUGCCUAAUGAACUGCACAAGUGCUUGACCAGUGACACAUAUGAGAAGUCACCUUUGGAGGUUUGCAUGCUCCAAAAACAGUUGGUUGUAUUGUUAUCACAAGCUUCAAAUAGUUUAUGGGAGAAUGAAACUUUAACCAAACAGAAGAUUUCAAUGCUCCUUAAGAGGCAAUUUCCAUCAGUAGGUUUCAAAAUAUUGGAAAAUGGUUGCAUGGACGAUUUUCUAGAUAUUGUGAGAGAGCAAAAGAGCUGUGUGGUUUCCACCUGUGUCUUGUUUUCUUCAACACUUUUAGGCACAUAUUCUAUCAAAGACUCGUCGGUUCAUAAUGAGGAGUCAUUGGAAAACGCAGGUACCAGUACUGACAUAGGCCAGAAAGCAGGAAUACUCGGUCCUGUUACAACUAAGGAUGCAAUUGAAAUCUUAAUUAGGGCACCCAUGUUGUCUGAUCUAAAUUCAUGGUCACAUUGGGACCUUAUAUUUGCUCCCUCUCUUGGUCCUCUUGUAUGGUGGUUGUUGAAUGAAGUCAAUACCAAAGAGUUGUUGUGUCUGGUGACAAAAGAUGGUAAAGUAAUGCGAAUUGAUCAUUCAGCUACUGUGGAUUCGUUUUUGGAAGCUUCACUUCAAGGAUCUUCUUUCCGAACUGCAGUGCAACUUUUAUCUUUGUUUUCAUUAUUUGGGGGAAAAAGACACGUUCCAUUCUCACUUUUAAAAUGCCAUGCACGUCAAGCAUUUGAGGUCAUUUUAAGGAAUUCAGUGGAAAAUAUGGAAGUAAAUGAGAGUCAGGACUCUCUGAUGCAUGGAAAACCUUUAUUCCAACGGGAAAUGCUUGAUAUAGAUGCUACUAGUAAUUUGAGCAGUGGAUCACAGAGAAACAUGAGCAGAACAAGUAAAGCGGUUCCUGUUGCAUCGAGGUUUCUCCUUGAUUGUCUUGGUUAUUUACCUUCAGAGUUUCGAAGUUUUGCUGCUGAUAUAUUGCUCUCAGGGCUGCAACCUUUUACAAUAAAUGGCCCUUCAGCCAUUCUGGAUGAAUGCAAUCAAAUGGACCAGCGAGUCAUGCUUCAUGAAGUAGGUUUAUCUCUUGGUGUAAUGCAGUGGAUUGAUGAUUAUCAUGCAUUUUCUUCUGCUGCUGCUACCAACUCCUUCGUGUCCUCUGGGGCUUUGUGCUUGCAAGCUGCAAGUUCUGAGCUCAGAAGAGGGACAAAGUUUACUCAAAAUGCAUUGGCUAAGUUUCCCUCAUGUGAAGGGGAAAUGAUAAUUUCUGAUGGUGCAUGUGGGCAUAAUGAAGAACAUAGUGAAAUUUGUCAGACGACUGGUAGUGAGGGAGUUUCUGUUGAUAGGUCUGGACAUGGUUGCAUACUAUAUGCACCUGAGCUUAAUGAGCACAAGGAUGCAACCCUAGUUAUUGAAUCUAUUAGGCGAGAUGAGUUUGGUUUGGAUCCAACUCUCUCAAGCAUGGAGAGCAGCAUGUUGAAGAAACAGCAUGCUCGAUUGGGGAGAGCACUCCAUUGUCUUUCACAGGAAUUAUAUUCUCAGGAUUCACAUUUUCUUCUUGAGCUGGUUCAGAAUGCUGAUGAUAACAUCUAUCCAGAAAACGUUGAACCAACUCUAACGUUCAUUCUUCAAGACAGGGGUAUCAUUGUUCUAAAUAAUGAGCAAGGUUUUUCUGCUCAGAAUAUUAGAGCACUUUGUGAUGUUGGAAAUUCAACCAAAAAGGGUUCUAAGGCUGGAUAUAUAGGCCAGAAAGGCAUUGGCUUCAAAUCAGUGUUUCGGGUCACGGAUGCUCCAGAGAUUCAUUCCAAUGGGUUUCAUGUCAAGUUUGAUAUAAGUGAGGGUCAGAUUGGUUUUGUCUUGCCAACUGUUAUACCUCCUUGCAAUGUUGACUUGUUCAGGAGGCUGGCAUCUUCUGACACUGACCAAGAGGAUACUGACUCCUGGAAUACUUGCAUUGUGCUUCCUUUCAGAAUGAAGUUAUCAAAGGGAACUGGAAUGAGCAACAUUAUUUCUAUGUUUUCAGAUCUUCAUCCAUCUUUAUUACUCUUUCUUCAUCAUCUCCGUUGUAUCAAGUUUAAAAACAUGGUCAAUGAUUCACUCAUCAUCAUGAGAAAAGAAAUUGUUGGAGAUGGUAUCAUAAAGGUUUCACAUGGAAGAGAGAAAAUGACUUGGUUUGUAAUAUCUCAGAAGUUACGAGCUGAUGUCAUUCGACCUGAUGUGCAAACAACAGAAAUUGCCAUAGCAUUUACACUUCAAGAAUCAGAUAAUGGGGAAUAUAGCCCACAUUUUGACCAACAGCCUGUUUUUGCUUUUCUCCCCCUAAGGACAUAUGGUCUGAAAUUUAUUCUUCAGGGUGAUUUUGUUCUUCCAUCAUCUAGAGAGGAAGUUGAUGGAGAUAGUCCCUGGAAUCAGUGGUUAUUGUCAGAGUUUCCUGGUUUGUUUGUCACGGCUGAGAGGUCUUUCUGUGCCCUUCCCUGCUUUAGGGAAAAUCCAGGAAAAUCUGUAGCAGCAUAUAUGAGCUUUGUUCCACUUGUUGGGGAAGUGCAUGGGUUUUUUUCUAGUCUUCCUCGAAUGAUAAUCUCUAAGUUACGCAUGUCGAACUGCUUGCUUCUUGAAGGAGACAAUAAUGAAUGGGUUCCUCCAUGCAAGGUUCUGAGAAGUUGGAAUGAACAGGCUCGUAGCCUUUUACCUGAUAGUUUGCUUCGUAAGCACCUUGGUCUUGGGUUCUUAGAUAAAAAUAUACAUUUGUCUGAUCCACUAGCAAGGGCACUGGGUAUUCAGGAGUAUGGGCCCAAAAUCCUUCUUCAAAUUAUAUCUUCCUUAUGUCACACAGAAGAUGGCCUUAAAUCGAUGGGCCUGGCCUGGUUAUCCUCUUGGUUAAAUGCUCUUUAUACUAUGCCUCUCCAUUAUUCUGGGCAAAGUUCAUUAAACUCUAACAUGGAGUCAGAUCUGAUUUAUGACCUCAAAAAAAUUCCAUUCAUUCCUCUCUCAGAUGGUAAUUAUGGCUCUUUGGAUGAAGGCACAAUUUGGUUGCAUUCCGAUUCAUUAAGCACUGAAUUAGAUGGUGAGCAUGGGUUGGGUGCUUUCCCCAACUUAUAUGCUAAACUUCGAAUUGUAAAUCCUGCGCUCCUUUCUGCAGCUUCUGUUGAUAUUCCAUGCAUGGACAUGACUUUAGCAGAAAAUGUUACUAGGAUGCUUCACAGAAUUGGUGUCCAACAGCUGUCUGCCCAUGAAAUUGUACAGGUGCACAUCCUACCAGCUAUGUCCGAUGAAGGAAUCACAAAUAGGGAGAAAAAUUUGAUGAUAGAAUACCUAUCCUUUGUAAUGGUCCACCUACAAUCUAGUUGCACCAAUUGUCGUGUUGAAAGGGAGUACAUUAUCUCAGAAAUCUGUAAUAAAGCUUUUAUUCUAACAAAUCAUGGCUACAAACGGCCUGUUGAGGUACCAAUUCAUUUCAGUAAAGAAUUUGGAAAUACUAUAGAUGUAAACCGAUUUAUUAAUGCUACAAAUAUGACAUGGCAUGUGGUUGACAUCGCCUAUUUGAAACAUCCAAUCACUGAAUCAUUGUCAUGUGGACUGAUGAAGUGGAGGGGAUUUUUCCAGGCAUUAGGUGUUACAGAUUUUGUACAAAUAGUUCAAGUAGAGAAGAAUGUUUCUGAUAUAUCUCACAUGAUUCUCAAGAAUGAGAUGUGGGAUAGAGACCUAAUCUCCCAUGGGACUAUUGCUAAAGAUUGGGAAUCACCUGAGUUGGUCCAGUUAUUGUCUAUAUUGUCCAAAACUGGUGACCAGGAAAGCUGUAAGAAUCUCUUAGAUGUUCUUGAUACAUUAUGGGAUGAUUGUUUUAGUGACAAAGUCACCGGCUACUGCAAUUUCAAAUCCAGUGGGGAUAGAAAACCUUUCAAGUCUUCAUUAAUGACUAGCAUCUGUGAUUUUCAGUGGAUUGCUUCUAGUAUGGAUGAUGAACUUCACUAUCCUAAAGAUUUAUUCUAUGAUUCUGAUGAAGUGCACUUGGUUCUGGGUUCUUCUGCUCCAUAUGCUCUUCCAAAGGUAAGGAGUGGAAAGUUAGCUUGUGAUAUUGGGUUUAAGACUAAGGUUACACUUGAUGACAUUUUGGGAAUUCUUCAAGAGUGGAGAAGGUCUGAGACCCCUUUCAAGGCCAGCAUAGCACAAAUGUCCAAAUUUUACACAUUCAUUUGGAAUGAAACUGGUACUUCCAGUCAGAAAAUUGCAAAGGAGUUCCUUUCAGGGCCUUUUAUAUUUGUUCCGUGUGCAUCUGGCUCUAGGCAUGAGGAUGUUGUAUCUGGUAUGCUUUUGUCUGUUGAAGAUGUGUAUUGGCAUGAUUCAACUGGUUCUGUGGACCGAAUGAAGGAGAUUCUUCCUCGGUGUGACUCAGUAGGUGUGAUAGAUCACCCUCUAAGCAAGAUGCUAUGCAAUGUUUAUCCAGGCCAUCAUGAUUUCUUUGUUAAUGGAUGUGGAGUGCAUGAAAUCCCUUCUCUCCAUAGCUACAUUGAGAUUUUGGUGCAGUUAUCAGCCGUUGCAUUGCCUUCACAGGCAGCCAAUGCAGUUUUCCGAGUUUUUCUAAAGUGGACUGAAGGAUUGAAAUCUAAAACAUUGAGUUCAGAAGAUAUUGUUUACUUGAAAGAAUGUCUUUUAAAAUUGGAAUUUACAGUGCUUCCUACUGUACAAGAUAAGUGGGUUUCCCUGCAUCCCUCAUUUGGGCUUGUGUGUUGGUGUGAUGAUGAGAAAUUAAGGAAGGAAUUUAAGCAUUCAGAUAAUUUAGAUUUUCUGUACUUUGGUAAUCUUAGCGAUGAUGAAAAAGAAAGGCUUCAGGCAAAAGUAUCUGUCCUAAUGCAAACUUUAGGGAUUCCUUCUCUUUCAGAGGUCAUAACUCAAGAAGUGAUAUAUUAUGGUCCAACAGACUCUAGCUUCAAAGCUUCAUUAGUGAAUUGGGCUCUUCCUUAUGCUCAGCGUUACAUCUACAAGAGACAUCCUAAAAAAUAUCGUCAGUUCAAGCAAUCUGGAUUUGGAACACUGAAUCGUCUGCGAGUAGUUGUUGUAGAAAAGUUGUUCUAUAGGAAUAUCAUAAAAAGAUGUGAGAGUGCAUCUAAGAAGCGGUUCGAAGCUAGCUGUCUUUUGCAGGAUAACAUCCUGUACACAACCCAGGAAUCUGACUCUCACUCUGUAUUCAUGGAGCUUUCUCGUUUGUUAUUUGAUGGCACUCCUGAACUUCAUUUGGCAAAUUUUCUUCACAUGAUCACAACCAUGGCAGAAUCAGGUUCCAAUGAAGAGCAGACUGAAUUUUUCAUCUUGAACAGCCAAAAGGUGCCAAAACUUCCUGAUGAAGAAUCUGUAUGGUCCCUUUCAUCUUUGAUCUCCCAAGCAGAGAACGAGGCACCAAGUAGUAAUGCAUCAACGAUGAUUGAUGAGCAAAGCACUUCAAAAACCAAGGAGAAAUCAAGAGUCCACUCAAACUGGCCACCUGUGGACUGGAAAACUGCACCAGGUUUUAGUUUUGCCCGUGCAAAUGGUUUUAGGACACGGGCAGCAGCAUCACAGCCAAGCAGCAGCUGGCAGAAGAGAGACAAUAAUGAUUUUGAAGGCACUAGUACACAAGUGGAUCGAAUGGUUUCAAUGGAGAUUAAUGCCAAUUGGAGCACCGAAGAUGAUUCAGCACCAUCUACAGCGGCAUUGCUUUUUCCAGAAUCAGAAACCAUGGAAUAUCAGUUUGAUCAGACUAGUAAUUAUAUGGCAUCUGAGCAUGUUAAUUUAGCUCCUGUGACUGACAGUCCAGGAUCAAGUUUGUCUAAAUUUAGCAGGAGAGAUCAGCUUAUUACUGGCAUUCCCAAUGCACACCAAGCAAUGCUAACCGGCAGACUAGGAGAGCUCGUAGCUUUCAAUUACUUGUCUGGGAAAGUUGGUGACACGACUGUGAAGUGGGUGAAUCAAGAGAGUGAGACUGGGUUACCCUACGAUAUUGUGAUCGGGGAGAAGGAAACCAGCAGGGAAUUCAUAGAAGUUAAAGCAACGAAAUCUUCAAGGAAGGACUGGUUCAUCAUAUCUACAAGAGAGUGGCAAUUUGCCGUUGAAAAAGGUGAUUCUUUCAGCAUUGCACAUGUUGUUCUAUCAGGUAAUAACGCAGCGAGGAUCACAAUGUUCAAGAAUCCAGUAAAACUAUGCCAGCUGGGGCAGCUGCAAUUAGCAGUUAUGAUUCCAAGGCAGCAGAAGGAAGUUUCUGUUGCCUAAUGACACCACUACCCCAUUUUAUUCUGAAUGUGUAAGCUGGUCUCUCUUGAUGCCAAGAAGAUCAACUGUGACUGGCUUUGUUACUUCAUACUGGGAGUUGAUUGAUUGCCCCCUCCCUCAGAUGGUUUUGGUACUGAGAAUGAGAAAUUUUUGGUGCAUGGCAACACUACCCUGUUUAAAUAAGGCUCUGUUUCUGCAGGCGUUUGUGUACAAUUUUGAGAUGCUCCUAAUUGAUUCUCUCUUUUUUCUUAUACAAAGCAUACCCUAGGAUUAACUUAUAAUACCAAACACCCUGCUGGAAUUUCCUUGUAACAGAGCAAACAUGUUAUACCAUAGUCUUUUUUUUUUUUUCUUUUUUCGCCCCCUCUCUUCUUAUAUUUGGAUUAGAUGUGGGGAGAUGAGUAGAUCAUUCCAUAAGCAAAUCUGGGUUUUGAGGGAUGAGGCUUAAGCUGUGGAAAGGCUUUGUACAGUCUGUUUUUCCUUGAAACUCAUGGUUGAACUGAUUUUGUAUAUACUUGCUAGUUGCAAUUUUGUGAUGAAUAUGGAUGUGGGGCCUGUUUUAGUUCUCACUUUCUUGCUCA
Molecule: messenger RNA, 8867 nt
Organism: Vitis riparia (riverbank grape)
Lineage: Eukaryota; Viridiplantae; Streptophyta; Magnoliopsida; Vitales; Vitaceae
Product: protein NO VEIN
Exons: 13
Coding region: 4-8286 (2760 amino acids)
Biological process (GO): embryo development ending in seed dormancy; leaf vascular tissue pattern formation; root development
Cellular component (GO): nucleus
Source: RefSeq, a predicted model, not a curated record